AUGAAUAUAAAAAAAAAGUUUUUGAUAGUUUUUUCUUGUUCGUUUAUUUUAAAAACAUUUUGUGCUCUCCGAUUAAGGGAUGUAAGAGAGUAUUAUUCUAACGAAAUAAGAAAUUAUAAGGAAAAGCAAAAUGACAAUUUAGAGAAAGGAAAUUUUCCUCAACCAAUUGAAAAAAGAAAGAAUGUCAAUUUAAAAGAUGUAUCGGCUAAUAUUCUAGAGCCGAAUGAAAUAUUGAGAAGCAAUCCUGUAAAGUUCGAUUUUGCAAAUAUGAAGGAACAUUUCAAUUCAAAGAAUUUUUCGAUGAAUAAUGGUAUGCAAAACAACCAGGACUAUCUUCAACGUUAUAAAAAUUUUAAAACAUUAAACACACAAAACAAUGUAGAUGAUGUGAAUUCGUCGAACCAACAAACAAGUGGUACAUAUAGUAAUUUAUCACAAAAAGGAGAUGAUGAACAAACAUAUGAUAACCGUACGCUCAAUAACAAUAGUGUUAUAAGUAAUUACGCUAAAGAUAGUUCGUUUUAUGAAAGUCUGUUGAGCAGUGAACAUGCACCACAUAACUUGGCAGAUGAUAUGUCUCUAAAUGAUAGAGGUAGAACAAUGAACAAGGAUGACGUUAUCACUUUAGACAGCUCUACAAACGAUUUAGAAGACGAUACGAUUGACUAUUUUUCAAAUGAUGAGGAUUACACAUUAGGCAGUGAUACUAACUAUUUAGACGUCGAUACACCUGAUUACUUAUCAAAUGAAGAUGAUUUCGAAGUAGGCAGUGAUACUGACUAUUUAGACGAUGGUGCAACAUACUUCUUUUCAAAUGAUGAUGAUGUCGAAGUAGGCAGUGGUACUGACUAUUUAGAUGAUGAUGCAAUAGACUUCUUUUCAAAUGAUGAUGAUGUCGAAGUAGGCAGUGGUACUGACUAUUUAGAUGAUGAUGCAACAGACUACUUUUCAAAUGAUGAUGAUGUCGAAGUAAGUAGUGGUACUGACCAUUUAGAUGAUGGUGCAACAGACUUCUUUUCAAAUGAUAAUGAUGUCGAAGUAGACAGGGGUACUGACAAUUUAGAAGACGAUACGAUUAACUAUUUUUCAAAUGAUGGGGAUUACUUAUUAGACAGUGAUACUGACUAUUUAAACGACGAUAUCACUGACUACUUGUCAAAUAAUAAUGAUUAUUUAUUAGACAGUUACACGGAUGAUGCAGACGAGGAUGGUACUGACAACAUUCUAAAUAGUAAUACCCGUGAUGUGUUAAACAGAGAUAAAUAUAUUAGCAAAAAUGAUGAUAGUGAUUCUUUGAAUGUUUCUAAUGCUUUCAAUAAUAUAUAUAAUAAUUCUUUAAGUAACAAAAAUGAAACUUUUCUUGAAUUUCCUAAUAAAAUUCUUCAAUUAGAUAAAAACGCAAAAUCAAAUACAAAGGUAAGAACUAAUGAUACGGAAAAUUUAACUACUGGCAAUAAAAAGGACACCAAUACUAAAGAUAUAAUAAAAUCUAAUAAAAUAAACGACACUGUAAAUAAAUUCAAUAAUGAUAACACAUCGGACCCUAAGAACAAAUAUAACAUUAAAAACGAAAUAGAAACAAACGAAGUGGACAAAAAAGGAGUAGGCAAAAACGUAGACAAAAAAGAAGUAGAAACAAAGAAAGUAAACACAGAGCGUAAAGGUAAUUCUAAAGAAGAGCUCAAAAAUAACAACACAAUUGGUUUUAAAGAAAAAAAUACUAUUAACGAAUUAUUCAACAAUAGCAAUAAACAUAAUUCGAAGGAAAUAUUAAAUAAUAUCAAUACAGCUAACGCUAAGGGUGUAUUAAAGAAUAGCAGUAAAACAAAUAAUAUUGACAAACCAAAAGAUGAGAAACAGUUCAAUUCGAAAAACAAACUAAACAAGGACAAUGAAACUAACUUUGAAGAUAAACCAAUUUCUUCCAGUAAAAAUAAUUCCGGACAAGCGUUAAAAAAUAGUAGCAAAAGUUAUGGUAAGAACAAGGGCAACUAUAGGCACAAAUUAGGUAAAAACAAUAGUAACAGUAAUAGUAAUAGGAGUAAUAGUAGUGAUAGUAGUAAUAGUAGUAGUAGUAGCAGUAGUAGUAGUAGCAGUAGUAGUAGUAGUAGUAGCAAUAACAAAUUUAGCAGCAGGGACAUAGCUAAACCCAAAGAUACAUUAAAUAAGAACAAAAUUCAUACUAAUGACAGCUCCAAACCUAAAUAUAAUGGAUAUAACGGUAAGGAUAAAUCUAACAGUGUAAAUUCAACUAAUAUGGGAUAUAUAGCAAAAUCUAAUAAUAAAGAAGCGAAAAAUGAAUACACAUUAAAAAAUAAAACUAAUUAUAAGGAUAAUGACUAUACUGGGGAUAAAUCAAGCACUACUGGUGAAGCUAAUGCAGAAAGUAAAACUCUAAUUAGGAACAAAAUUAAUAGGAGAAAAUAUAUUGAUAAAAACACGAAUGAUAAAAACACGAAUGAUAAAAACACGAAUGAUGAAAAUGCGAAUGAUGAAAACGCGAAUAAUGAAAACGAGAGUGAUGAAAACGAGAGUGAUGAAAAAGUGAAUGAUGAAAAAGCGAAUGAUGAAAACGCGAAUGAUGAAGGCGCGAAUAAUGAAAACGAGAGUGAUGAAAAAGCGAAUGAUGAAAAGAAGAAUUAUGAAAAGAAGAAUAAUGAAAAAAAGAAUGAUAAAGGGAAAGACAAAAGUAACUCUCAAAAAAUGGUAAAAAUAGAAAACAGCAAAAAUGUGGAUAAUACCGUGGACACGUUAAGGAGUAACAACAAUAAAGCUAGUGCUACGGAGAAAUAUCAUAGAGAAAAUGAAUUAAAUGGUAUAAAAAAUAAUAUAAGUAGUGAUGAUAAUAGUUUACUUGUAAAUGAAGUUAAAAAUGAACGUGAUGAUUUAUCAACACCACCGAAGAGUGAAACGAUAAAUAUAAAUGUUAUAUCUAACCCUACCUUUGAAAUUAGUGGAAAGCAUUCGCUCAAUAAGAAAAAGCAUAACACAAAGUCAAAAAAUAAAAAGAGGAAACAUCGUUCACAUGUAAGAAGUAACGAUGACUAUGAGUACGACAGAGGUAAGGGUGAUAAUAGCAGCAUUCACAGUAGACAUAUUAUCGGUAGUAGUGAUAGAAUUGAUAGCAGUGGUAGCAGUGAGAGCACUAAUGUCGGGGAUGCGUCCAUAGUAGAGAAGACAAACAGCAGAGAAAUUGUAGAAGCUAAAAAGGAGCAUAAUAAUACACGAAACAAAAAAAAUAGAGAUUUAACUGAUCUGAGCUACAGUGCAAAUAAUCCUUUAGAGUAUACGGAAAAUAAAAAGGAAAAAUACGAUAAAAAUAUUUCAUCUGAAGAUAAUGAAAAGGGUAUUAAGAAUAAUACACCGGAAGUGUCGGUUUCAAUAGUAGUACCAGAAAAUUUUGAAAAAUUAAAAGAAGCUAAAGUUGUAAAACAAGGAACAAAACAUGAAAAGGAAGAGAAAAAAAUAUUGUUCUUACAGAUGAACAUGCAGGAUGGUAACGGCAGCAUGACUAUUGAAACGGAGGACGCCGAGAAUGAUGAUGAUGAGGACAGCAACAAUACUGAAGCCAUAAAUCAUUUAUCUGAUGAAAGUGAUGAAGAGGAACAUUCAAUUAGUUUAGAUGAAGAAGGGCACGAAUCACUGAAUGAUUUAAUAAAAGAAAAAAUGAAAGAAGAUAAAAAUUUAGAACAGUUUAAUGAUGAUGAUAAAAGUAGUGUAGAGAAUAUAGAAAGUUCUGAACAUCCAUUAAUUAGAAAAAAGAAAAAUAUAAUAAGAAAUUCUCGUAAAGUGUAUAAUUUACAUUUGUAUAAUUGUUCUUUCAUAGAUGAUUGGGACAUAAAUCAUGAAUAUAUUGAUGAAGAUGGGAAAUUAGUAAAAUUAAGUGGAUAUGUUUUUCAGAAUAUGGUCAACUCAGAUACUAUGCCUACUACCAAUAUUACUGAUUGGAAAUUAAAAGGGUCAUGUGAUUAUGAUAAUUAUAUUUGCGGUGCUUUGAACUAUAUGAAUAAUAUGUACAGUAAAGGGGAGAGGGUUAUAUUUGAAGGAAAAAUAUAUGAAGCUGUCAGUGAUACUUAUGCCACGCCUAAGGAAUUGGAAAAUUUGUGGAUUGAAAAAACGAAUGAUUGUUACAAUUUUUAA
This is a messenger RNA of Plasmodium malariae, 4140 nucleotides long. RefSeq names its product secreted ookinete protein, putative (gene PSOP7). The transcript has a single exon. The coding region runs from base 1 to 4140 and encodes 1379 amino acids. Lineage: Eukaryota; Apicomplexa; Aconoidasida; Haemosporida; Plasmodiidae. The record is from RefSeq and is a predicted model, not a curated record.